Molecule: messenger RNA, 1047 nt
Organism: Podarcis raffonei (Aeolian wall lizard)
Lineage: Eukaryota; Metazoa; Chordata; Lepidosauria; Squamata; Lacertidae
Product: free fatty acid receptor 2-like
Exons: 1
Coding region: 1-1047 (348 amino acids)
Biological process (GO): cellular response to fatty acid; G protein-coupled receptor signaling pathway
Cellular component (GO): plasma membrane
Molecular function (GO): G protein-coupled receptor activity
Source: RefSeq, a predicted model, not a curated record
AUGGCACAUAAGGGUGUGGUCCUUGCUUUCUACAUCUUCACUUUUCUGACUGGUCUCCCUUCCAACCUCCUGGCCUGCUACACGUUCUUCAGAAAAGUGUCCCAGAAGCCUGUCCCCAUAGACAUCCUCCUGCUCAACUUGACCGUGUCUGAUAUCACCCUUUUGCUUUUCCUUCCCUUCAAGAUGGCGGAAGCCACCUGGGACAUGACUUGGCAUCUCCCUGUCUUCCUAUGCCCCCUCACCAACUUCUGUUUCUACAGCAGCAUCUACAUCAGCACCCUUUUUCUGAUGGGGGUCAGCGUGGAGCGCUACCUGUGUGUCCUCUACCCUGUCAAGUACAAGUUGAAUCGCAGGCCAAUUUACGCAAUAGCAGCCAGCCUCUUCUUCUGGUUGUUGGCCUAUUCCCACUGCAGUAUUGUCUACAUUGUCCAAAACCGCAACACCACCAUGCUGCCUUCUGACAAAAACUUCUCAUGCUAUGAGAAGUUCUCCUCCAGCCAGCUCCAAAUCCUCCUUCCUGUCCGGCUGGAAAUCAGCCUUCUCCUCUUCUGGCUACCUUUCGCCAUCACCCUGUUUUGCUAUAUCAAUGUUAUCCGCAUCCUGGCCUCCCUGCCCAACAUCCCAUCCCAUAAAAAGAAACGAGCCAUGGGCCUGGCUCUGGUGACUCUGCUCAAUUUCACCAUCUGCUUCGCUCCCUACAAUACAUCCCAUAUUGUUGGCUUCAUUCAGAAGCAAAGCCCUUCCUGGAGAGUGGAUGCUUUCCUACUCAGUGCCCUCAACACCACUUUGGACCCGGUUCUCUUUUUCUUCUCCUCUACUGCCAUACGGCGGACUUUUUCUAGUUGCUGGGUUGGUAUGUCCAAGAGUCUCUGGACCAUGGUGUCAGCCUGCUGCUCUCCUUGCUGUAAAGUUCCUGGAGAUGAUGGUGGUGGUGAAGAAGAUGCAGGAGCAGGUCAAACUGUUCCAAAUCUCCCAAGUGGAUUGGCACAAGCCAGGGAUUCCACUCUUUGUACUAGCCGGCAGAGGUCAGGGAUAUCUGAGCACUGA